AUGCUCCGUAAAAGCACAAGUGGCGGUGGAGUGAAGCGUAUUCACGCUCCGGCGGCAUCCAGACAUCAGUCCAAUUCCCUGACGGGUUCGCUAUCGGCCGGAUCUACCAAGACCUGGGAUGGCGGGAACAGGCGGCGCUCCCACAUCCUGCUAAGCGACGCUAACCCGUCGGACCCAGCAGUGUCUUGCCCCCCCGGAGUGGACCCGGACUAUGUCAUGACGCUGGUGAAUGACGUCAGAUGGUUCGCCAACGUGCUGCUGCACCUCAAAGAGGCCCUCCAGAGUACAGAGGACAAGGAGGGUCUUCAGCAGGUAGUCCAGGAACGUCUGGCUGAGCUGCUGCGUGUUCUCAAAGCCGUCAUUGCCAAACAUCAGACCCUCAACUCUGUGGACAUUCUGGGCAAAGCGGGCAUGCUAAUCGCCAAGGUGAAAGGCAUCAACUUCAACAAUGUGAGGCAGGACAACAGAGAAGGCACAUUCAGCGAUAUUCACGGGUCUAUCGACACCUUGGCGUUCACGUUCGGCAAUGUAGUUUCUGACUUCCUUAUGGGAGAUGUGGACAACGGCUCAGGGUUGGGGACCCCCCAGACCAGAAGAAGCAGGUCUUUCGACAACCUUGCCGUGGAUCCCGAGGACUAUGCGACGGAGAAGAACGACCUUGCUGGACAAGAUGUUCCUCUGUCGCGUGAAGAGGAGGUGGAUCUGACCCUGCUGAAGCAUGACAGUGGGGUGGAGUCCGCCCUGCUCUAUGCCAAAGCCUGGUCCAAGUACAUCAAAGACCUACUGGUGUGGAUGGAAAAACGAGUGACCAUGGAUAUGGAGUAUGCCAAAAGUUACACCAGAUUGGCUGAGUCUGCUAAGUCGCUGAUGAUGCAGCAGGACUACAUGCCGUUCAGCGACAUUUACAAUACCACCUUCAAGAACGACCUUGAAUACAACCAACUGCUCAUGCAAACUGCCAUGGCCCUGCACACCAAUAAAUUCAUGCAGCCUCUCCUGGCCCGUAAGAAUGAAAUGGACAAGCUGAGGAAAGACCUCAAGGAGCAGUGGCAGAGGGUGCAGAAGAAAAUGCAUGAGGCAGACACGAGCUUGCGAAAGGCUAAGGCACUAAAGGCUCAGAGACGAGAGGAGUAUCAGAAGGCCCGCUUGUCCACUAGUCGUUCCCUGGAGGAACAGCCCAACCCUGGCAACAAGCAGGUGGAGAAGAAGAGAAGGCUUGAAGAGGAGGCCCUGCAGAAGGCCGAGGAGGCCGCAGAACAAUACCAGAGCAGCAUGGCUGACGCGGGCGUCAGAAGUAUGGACCUGGCCAACGUAAAACGCACAAUCCUCACUCAGAUCAGAGAGACCAUCUUCCAGUGCGACCUCACCCUCAAGGCGGUGACCGUCAACUGGUUCCAGAUGCAGCACACGCAGAUGGCUUUACUUCCCGCCCAUCACCAGGCGAUGAGUGACAGCGUAAAGCUAUAUGAACCCGGGGAGUGCUACUCUGAGUUUGUGCGCCGUUUGCCCCGAAAUUUGCCCAGGGAGCGCGUGCACUCGGACUCAAUAUCCUCUGACGGCGCAAGGUUUGUGUUCGCCAAGCGAUCAGUGGGCAGUUCCCACUCUUCCCACGGUAACCUGUCACAGGCCUCCCUCACCUCCUGUGACGUCCUCAGCGGUGACGAGGUCGACAGCCCGUUACACCGCCGGCCUGGAAUCGCAACACGUCGUUCCAACAGCAGCACCGACAUCCCAGAUGGGUCGAGGGGUCAGGCCCCACCUCUCCGAGCUUGGACCUCUGGAAGUCCGUUGAGUCAGGGUGGGAUGUGCAGUGACUCGGAGAGUGCGGGAGGCAGCAGUGAAUCUAGGUCCAUGGACUCCCCUUCUGCCAGUCCAGGCGACUUCAAGCGACGCCUUCCCAGAACUCCCUCCACGGGCACCAUGUCCUCAGCUGAUGACUUGGAUGAGAGAGAACCCCCAUCACCUUUGGAUAAUGGUCUGGCUGAGAUGGUGACUGAAACAGCUAGCUCUCCCGGGCCCUUCCGGAACACUCAGAUGUCCAAAGCGGCGCAGACGCACAAGUUGAGAAAGCUUCGCGCGCCGUCCAAAUGCCGUGAAUGCGACAGUCUGGUUGUCUUCCAUGGGGCUGAGUGUGAGGAGUGCUCUCUGGCCUGCCACAAGAAGUGUCUGGAGACGCUGGCCAUCCAGUGCGGCCACAAGAAGCUCCAGGGCAGGCUUCAGCUCUUUGGCAUCAACUUCAUGCAGGCAUCCAAAAACAGCGCUGACGGCAUCCCCUUCAUCAUUAAAAAAUGCACUUCCGAGAUUGAAAGCCGCGCCCUCAAUAUUAAGGGCAUUUACCGGGUGAAUGGUGCCAAGUCACGCGUGGAGAAGCUGUGCCAGGCCUUCGAGAAUGGCAAAGACCUGGUGGAGCUGUCGGAGCUUUCGCCACACGAUAUCAGCAAUGUGCUCAAGCUCUACCUGAGACAGUUACCAGAGCCGCUGAUCCUGUACCGCCACUACAACGAUUUCAUCGGCCUGGCCAAAGAAUACCAGCGGGUGGUGGUGGAAGAGGCCGACGCCGCUCGGAGCGACGCAAAGGCGGACCACGAGGGCGAAACCCAGAAAUCAGGCGGGCCCAGCAUCUACUUAAACCGUGUGAUUCUCCGGAUUAGAGACCUGCUGCGCCAGCUGCCAACCGCCAACUACCGCACCUUGCAUUUUCUGGUCGCUCACCUAAGCAGAGUGGCAGAGCAGGCGGAGGAGAACAAAAUGACAGCGAGCAACCUAGGCAUCAUCUUCGGCCCCACGCUCGUGAAGCCUCGGCAGGCGGAUGCCGAGGUGUCCCUAUCCUCCCUGGUGGAUUACCCGUACCAGGCCCUUAUGGUGGAGCUGCUGGUGCGACACUUCCAGGUGGUCUUUGAGGGCUCGCCGUUGGACGACACCGCCGCCGCCCACACCUCGCCCCGCCUCACCCCCCAGGAAAAGCUGCAGCGCCUCAGCAGACACUCUGCCUCCUUGACGGACAUCAAAGAGAAUUCCAAAGUAUACAAGAGGUUCUCCUCCGUGAUCCCGUCCACUCACAUCCUGGAUGAGGUCCAGGAGGUUCAGCCGGGUACCGAUGUGACAGACUCAUCGGAUGCCGUCAACGGUGUCGCCGAGGGAGCAAGUCUCCAAAAGUCGGGCCACGCCGCUACCGCUGACUACGCGCCAUCACCGUCCCCUUCCAAGGUCCAGCUCAGAGUCCAUCGAGCCCGGCCAUCGACCCGUCCCCUCAGCGUACCUCUGGAGCACCUGCCUACACCCGCAGAGCACACCGAAUCAGAGGCGGAUCCUAUCGCGCAGACACUACAAGCGGCGGCCAACACCGGCUCGUCCCGAGUCAGCGCCUAUUACAUCACGCCCUUCAUCGAUACUCGGGCCAUGCAGCGGCGGACUUGGGACAGGAAAUACAAACAUUACGACGUGACGCCCAGGACCGCCAUGAUUGUGGCCAAGCUACCCGGCACUGGGACAGCUUCAUCCCUGCUCUCUGCCGCCACCGGCGGCGCCGUGUUUCCAGACAAUCCCUGCGCCGUGUCCGUUAAACCCGCUUGGACGUUCAAACGGGACGAGCUCACAUCAGCAUCUGUUUUGUCACACAAACCCCCGAGGACUCUGCAGCCUCCCCCGGGAACCUUCUACAGGCCCCCUAUCAGCAGGGCCAGGACGCUGCCCGACUGGACCACUACAACCACUACCACCACCACAACCGCGACCACUGUGGCGGCAGCCGGUCUCCCGCCGACACGCCUCCAGACGCAGGACUCCACAGACAGCGCCAUUGACGCUGGGGCGGCUUCAUCACCCCCGCAGUCGCCACCCCCUGACAGUCCCGAAGACCUGGACGCAAAAACCGUCUACCAGAGACUGCGACCUCGACGGCUGCAAGAGCUUGAGCACAGAGAGGCCCACUUUGUCUAA
Nerophis lumbriciformis (worm pipefish) is the source of this 3939-nucleotide messenger RNA. Lineage: Eukaryota; Metazoa; Chordata; Actinopteri; Syngnathiformes; Syngnathidae. The record is from RefSeq and is a predicted model, not a curated record.